GAUUAUCAGAUUUGAAAUGUGUAAGGAGAAAUAUAUCUCCGUGUCCAUGGGAGAACAUUUCAAUCAGUGAGGCUGGAAAAGCAUUGAGACACACGUACAGAAACGCAGUCUCAAGGGAGAGCGUUCCAGCAUCUUUGCUGUGCAAAGAACCUGAAAGCCUGAAAAAUAUCGUCUUUCCAGUGGGGAAAGGAAUCGUUUGUGUGUUCUGCGCGUGGACGGGGAGAGACAAAGACACCAGCACCAUGGAGAAACCGUGGAAAUGUGAGGACUGUGGGAAAAGAUUCACUUGUUCAUCCCGGCUGGAUAUACACCGACGCAUUCACACCGGGGAGAGGCCAUUCACUUGCUCCGAGUGUGGGAGGAGGUUCACUCAGUCAUCGGGCCUUUCUCUGCACCAGCGGGUCCACACUGAGGAGAAGCCAUUCAGCUGCACAACCUGCGGGCAGGGGUUCAAGUCAGCCUCCCUGCUGGCCGAGCACCAGCGGAUUCACACAGGGCAGAAGCCAUUCGCCUGCUUUGUGUGUGGGGAGAGAUUCGAUCAGAUAGACGCCCUCCAGACCCACCACUACUUUCACACCAAGGAGGAUCCGUUCAUCUGCGCAUCCUGCGGGAAGACCUUCAGGCGGACAGCAGACCUCAAAGAGCACCGACGCACUCACAGGGGGGAGCAGCCGUUCACCUGCUCUGUGUGCGGCAAAGGGUUCCCCUGGUCGUCCCAGCUGCUGACACACCAGCUGGUCCACAGCGUGGAUCGGCUGUUCAGCUGCUCUGUCUGUGGGAUGGAGUUCACUCAAUCGCAGCACCUCCUGAGACACCAGCGAAUCCAUAGGUAACCACACUCCGCUGCAUUUUAUAAUGUUAAUCGCAUCCGGGAUGGACAGCCUAACAAUAUUGGGCUUGCGUCUGAUGUUAACAACCGUAUAAACUGGCUGGAGUUUACUGUUUUUAUGUGAUAGAAAGUACUGGAGGAAGCGUUUUCAAUUCUGAUGUGACUAUAUUCUUCAGAACUUGAGGAUAAACCAUCUCAAAAUGGGAAGGAACAACUGCGAGGACAUCUUACUCAUUGUGACGGGGUCACGUUUAAAAUACUCUAUCUACUUGUAGAUUGAUGUGGUUCUGUGCCAGCAGAUCAUCAGAGGAAAGUGAUCAUCUUCAGUGGAAGUGAACCUUCGAAGCUGCCUUACACCUGUGAAGGCUCAAUAAUUUUUGCAUCUCUGGAGGUUUCUGCUUUUCAGGUUGAAAACCUGGCUACAACCUACCAACUGAUUGGUCCAACAACAUCAAGGCUACAGCUUGCCAAUGAAGACUAACUAUUUUACUCUCAACAAUUGCUUGUAAAAGGACACAUUUUGUUGAAGCUUUUAUCUUUGUCUUGCGCUCAUCAGAGCAACGAGCUUUUUUUUUCAAAUCCUCAAGUUCUGAACAACCAUAUUUUUAGUCUUCAGCUUUGUUAUAGUCAUUUGCAAAGCUGCCUGAAGAAAGAACAGAAAGGAAGUGACACUUUUGGACAACGCUGGAUAUUUUAAAACAAACAUGCACGAUCGGUAAAAUGAAGAAUGGUUUUUGAAAAAUAGUCAAUGCAUCCGUGCACUUUUUUGAGAACGCUUGGUGUGGUCUUUGGAAAUCAAGCAGAAAGGUUUUAAGCCUUUUUCACUGAUCGGGUGGUGGUAAUUUUAAAGUGAGGAAUGUUUCCUUUUACAGAGUUGUAGAGAGGGAUUGGAAGAUCAUGUUCACAGCUGCCGCAUGUUCUGUGAUGAAUUCCAACUGUCUCAGGGCAGCGGUCCCUCAGUGGAGGGUCAGCCUGGAGGAGGAGCUCAUGUUUAUUCAUGUUUUCUGCUACCAUGGAGCUGGCCCGUUCGGAACCAAUGGGCUCUAUGAUGUCCCACUCAGCUGGUGCUAUGACCUGGAUUAAGCAAUGACAGCAAGGCCUUCAUGGUGAAAGUGGGCUUUGUUUGCGAAGCACUGAGGCUGCUUACUUUUUAAAUCUCCAAAAUGCCAUUCACGGAAAUGAAAGUGAAGGCAGCACACAGACAUCGAAAUUCUGCUGUAAAUUGUAAAGACAAGCGACGAUGCAAAUUUUGUCAGUUUAAUUUCAGCGGAGCGUUGGAUCACUGGGUCGAAACAGCAUCGUAAUCUUUCUCUUUGCAAACUCUCUCCACCAAAAUUGUGCAGUUUUAGUAUCUUCUGUAAUUAUGGCAGAAAAUGUAGAGGCUAAUGUCGUCCUGUAUUUUGCACGAUCUCCUUGUUGGGAUUGAUCACUGAGUGGUAAUGGCAGUCGUUAUAAAUGUGUCUUUGUUCGCCUUGUCGCAGACGUUCAUUGUGUAGAUUUUUUUUUGAAAAACGUCCAGAGAAAGGAAGUGAACUGGAUGGUCAGUCUCUCACACGAGCCCCGGACUGCUUUCUCGUAAUUUCUCUAGCAACCUGAGCCUACAGGUACCAAAAUUUUAACCAACCAGACAAAUACCGAGGUUUAGUGUUGGCCACCCAAUUGGACAGAAGUGUGAGUGUGUGUGUGUGUGUGUGCGUCUCUCUCUACGGUGGUGCGUGUUGUAUCGGAAGGGUGUGUUGGUGUGCCUGUGCGUAUUUCUGUACUCUGGGAAUCCCAUUAAGUGUGUUGAAUGGUACCACGGUUGAAGGAUGCGAGGGGAUCUGAUUGAGACAUAUAAGAUUAAGGGAUUGGACACUCUGGAGGCAGGAAGCAUGUUUCCGCUGAUGGGUGAGUCCAGAACCAGAGGACACAGUGUAAAAAUAAGGGGUAGGCCAUUUAGACCAGAGUUGAGGAAAACUUUCUUCACCCAGAGAUUGGUGGAUGUAUGGAAUGCUCUGCCCCAGAAGGCAGUGGAGGCCAACUCUCUGGAUGCUUUCAAGAAAGAGAUGGAUAGACCUCUUAAAAAUAGUGGAAUCCAGAGUUAUGGGAAUAAGGCAGGAACAGGAUACUGAUUGUGGAUGAUCAGCCAUGACCAUAAUGGUGGUGCCGGCUCGAAGGGCCGAAUGGCGGCCUCCUGCACCUAUUGUUGACGGGUUGGUGCUCCUACAGCAGGGUUACUGUGUGCUGUGUAAUACCUGACAUUUCCCAUCUGCCCAGUCAUUCCAUUCAGUUGGCACUUGACUUGUCUGUCUGUUUCACCACAUUCCCACAUCUCAGUGACAUGAUUUCUCAUGUCACUGAAAACCUGAUUCUGUUCAUUUGAACACGUGGCCAAGAAGAUAAAUGAAGGCAGAGCAGUUACCUGCAUGGACUUUUCACAAGGUUCCACAGGGUAGACUGGUUAGUGAGCUUUGGAUAACGUGGGGUCCAGGGAGAGCCGGGCAAUUAGAUACAAAAUUGGCAGGACAGUAGGAGACAGAGGAUUAUUCUCAUUCGGAGUGGCAUUUUGGUUGAGGCUGACGUUACAGCUGUACUUAAGAAGGAUAUUCCUGGGAGUACGUCCAAGGAGGUUAUUUGGGUGGAAUUUAGAAAUACGAAAGGGUUGAUCACCUUCAUUGGGGUUGUCUUAUAGGCCCACCGUUAGUUGGCGGGAAAUUAAGAAGCAAAUUUGAAAGGCGAUCUCACUUAUCUGUAAGGAUAAUAGGGUAAUAAUGGUAUGGGAUUUUAACUUUCCAAACAUAGACUGCCAUAGUGUUAAGGGCUUGGAUGGAGAGGAAUUUGUGUGUACAAGAAAAUGCUCUUAUUCAGUGUGUGGAUGUACCUAACGGAAGGAGCAAAACCUGACCUCUUGGGACAUAAGGCAGGGAAAGUGACUGAGGUGUCAGUGAGGGUACACUUGUAGCCAGUGAUAAUCAUUCUACGAGUUUUCAAAUAGUUAUGGAACACGAUAGACCUAAUGUAAGGUUAAUAUUCUAAAUUGGAGUGAGGCCAGUUUUGACUGUAUUAGGCAAGGAUUUUCAACAGUUGAUUUGGGGUGGAUAAAGGGAUGGCUGGAAAGCGGGAGGCCUUCAAAAACGAGAACCAGAGUGUAGAGACAAUAUUUUCCUGUUCGUGUGAAGGGCAAGGCUGGUAGGUGUAGGGAAUACUGGAUGACUAGAAAAAUUUGAGGCUAUAGUCAACAAAAAGGAGGUAGUUAUAGACAGCUGGGAUCAAGUGAAUCUCUCCAAGCCAGUAGGAUUAUACUGAAGAGGGAAAUUUGAGAGGCCAAAACAAGGGACGUGAGAGGGCUUUGGCAAAUUGGGUUGAGAGGAGAAUCCAAGGGACUGUACAAAUACAUUAAGGACAAAAGAGUAACUAGGGAGAGAUUAGGGCCCCUUAAAAAUCAACAAGGCUGCCUAUGUGUGGAACCGCAGGAGAUGGGCGAGAUACUGAAUGAGUAUUUUGCACCAGUGUUUACUGUGGGGAAGGAUAUGGAAGUUAGAGAACGUGAAGAAAGGUAAAUGGUGAUAUCUUAGUUUCCACGCUGCAGAGGAGUAGGUGCUGGACAUCUGAAAACGCAAAUGGGGGGGAAAAAUCCCCGGGAUCUGAUCAGGUGUGUCCUCGAACUCUGUGGGAAGUGAGGGGAAUGAUUGGGCCUCCUGCUGAGAUAUUUAUUUCAUUGAUAGCCAUGAGUGAAGUGCUGGAAGGUUGGAGGGUGGCUAAUGUGGUACCAUUAUUUAAGAAAGGUGGUAAGGAGAAGCCAGGGGACCUCCAGGCUUGUGAUCCUUUCAUCAGUGGUGGGUAUGUUGUUGGAGGAGAUUCUGCAGCACAGGAUCUACAUGUAUUCGGAAAGGCAAGGACUGAUACGGGAUAGUCAACAUAGUUUUGUGUGUGGGAAAUUGUGUCUAACUAAUUUUUGUCUUUUGAAGAAGUGAUGAAGAAAGUUGAAGGCAGAGUGGUGGAUGUUGUCUAUAGGGACUUCAGCAAAGCGUUCAAUGAGGUUCUGUCUGGUAGACUGGUUUGUAAGGUCUGAUCAUAUGGAGUCCAGGGACAGCUAGCCAUUUGGAAUAAAAAUUGGCUUGAAGACAGGAGACACGGAGAUGGCGGAGUGUUGUUUCUCAGACUGGAGGCCUUUGACCACUGGUGUGCCACAAGGAUCGGUAUUGGGUCCAUUGCUUUUUGUCUUUAAUAUAAAUGACUUGAAUGUGAAUCUAGGAAGAGUGGUUAGUAAGUUUGCUGAUGACACCAAAAUUAGUGUAGUGGACAGUGAAUGAGGUUAUCUCAGAAUACACUGGGAUCUUCAUCAUCAGAUGGGCUGAGGAGUGGUAGAUGGAGUUUAAUUUGGAUAAACGUGAGGUGUUGUGUUCUGGAAAAGAAGUCAGGGCAGGACUUACACUCAUAAUCGUAGUGUCCUGGGGAUGUUGCUGAACAAAGAGACCUUGGGGUGCAGGUUCCCAGUUCCUUUUUGAAGGUGGAGUCACAGGUAGACAGGGUAUUGAAGAAGGCUUUGGUACAUUUGCCUGUAUUGGUUAGUGCAUUAAGUAGGAGUUGGGAGCUCAUGCUGCAGUUGUACAGGACAUUGAGGCCUCAUUUCAGAAUACUGCGUUCAGUCCUGGCCUUCCUGCUACAGGAAAGAUGUUGCACUUGAAAGGGCACAGAAAAGAUUUACAAGGAUAUUGCUGAGGUCAGUAUUGUGUUUAAUAUUCUGAACAUGCCAGAGUAUUUCCACUUAACACUGAAGGCCACACAUGCAUGAUGGAGAACUCAGAUGCCCAAAGGGGAACUAGCAGAUAUUUCUUCAAACAGAUAGGAGGUAGAAUGUGAAAGUCACAACCGGGGGAUGUGAUUGUAGUUGUCUCCAAGUUACCUCAGCAGGUAACUAACUGAACGUGAGAGAGAAUGGGAUGAAAAGGUAAGAUGAAAGAGAAUAGGAGGAGAAUCUUUAUUCACGUGACUGACCCACGUGAAGCUGGCAAUGUGGUGGAGGACGUGAACGUGGCCAUUGUCGGCCCAGCAAGCAAGAGGCAAGAGGACAGCAAAUUUGCAGAAUUGUGGCAUGGUGUUUAGCACUGCUGCCUCAGUGUCAGGGACCUGUGCUCGAUUGUAGCCCUAGGCAACUGUCUGUGUGAAGUUUGCACAGUCAUCCCCCCACCCCACUGUCUGUGUGGCUUUCCUUCCGCAGUCCAAAGAUGUGUAGGUUAGAAUGAAUUGGCCACGCUAAGUUGCCCCAUAGUGUCCGGGGAUGUGCAGACUGUGUGGGUUACAAGGAUAGCAUCGAGUGGGGUCCUGUUCAGUGAGUCAGUGUGAACUUGAUGGACUGAAUGGCUUGCGUCCAUGAUUCUAUGAAUUUCAAUCUGAGAUUGACUGACGGGGAUAGGGUUUGUAAGAACUUUCAACAGCAAGCUUAAAAACAUGCGAAACUACAUUUGUUCUUAAGACUAUUUAACAUGUUCAGAAUUUUAUGUGGACAGUAAAAUGUUUCCAUUUGUUGGCAUAUUCAGUACUAGGGCAUAAGGACACAAUGCAGUUAAAAAUAUUCAAAGAAAACUGACCACAUUGUUUGUUUAACACACGACUGAUUUAUCUGAUAUCAUUUAAGAAUGUCAAACCCUGUAGCUGGGCUGCAGUUGAUCAACUUGAGCAGAAGCAGAUAUCAAUGGACUCAGUUCAGUCAUGGGUGUGAUUAACAUCAGAAACGACAGAGGUGGGGGUGAUUUUUGUGGUAAUGUGCCAUCAGAACCCAGGCUGUGGUGGGUGGAGAAAUUUGAAUUAACUAAAUUUCUGGAACUUAAGCUAACUUUUUUAAAACCAAACAGUGCUCCCGAAAGUACUGUCAUUUGUAAUUCUUGCAAAUGUUGUGUUAAUCACCGGCAAAAAUUAUGUACCUCCAAUACCGUGAAGUUCAUUGUAUUAUUCUGUCCAGUUGCUAUGGCUUUCUUUUAUUUACCUUGAUUAUAAAUAUACUUGUUCAAUUGAAUGGCCACAUGAACUGUCAACAGUUGAUUCAAAUUCAAGUCACUUUCUCAUUAACACAACGUCCAAUUCAUCUGUUGAGGGUGCAAAUGAUGAGGCUCUCUGCUGGUAAGUUUUAUUUAAGGCAAAGUUGCAUUAUCAUUUAAAUAAAGUAUAACAGU
This is a messenger RNA of Stegostoma tigrinum, 6981 nucleotides long. RefSeq names its product zinc finger protein 239-like. Gene Ontology annotation, molecular function: DNA-binding transcription factor activity; RNA polymerase II cis-regulatory region sequence-specific DNA binding. Gene Ontology annotation, biological process: regulation of transcription by RNA polymerase II. The record is from RefSeq and is a predicted model, not a curated record. NCBI's taxonomy places the organism in Eukaryota, Metazoa, Chordata, Chondrichthyes, Orectolobiformes, Stegostomatidae. The transcript has a single exon. The coding region runs from base 243 to 833 and encodes 196 amino acids.